GCUCUUAUAAAUGCGGCCGGAGCCGGAGCGUCGGUACCGGAGGAUGAGACAGACCGAGAAGAAGCUUCGUCCCGCCGCACACCGGAGCCGCAAGCCGUCCGUUCAGCUCCCGCUUCUCCUCAUCUCUACAGGUGUGUUAUAGCAGUAAGGAAAGAUGGCCGUGUCGUCCAGCGCCGCCCUCAGCAAGGCCGUGAAGCAGCAGUACAUGCAGCUUCCUCAGGGGGACAAAGUCCAGGCCAUGUACAUCUGGAUCGACGGGACCGGGGAGGGACUCCGCUGCAAGACCCGGACCCUGGACUCCGAGCCCAAGAGCGUCGAAGACCUCCCGGAGUGGAACUUCGACGGAUCCAGCACCUACCAGUCCGAAGGCUCCAACAGCGACAUGUACCUGAUCCCCUCGGCCAUAUUCAGAGACCCCUUCCGCAAAGACCCCAACAAACUGGUGCUGUGUGAAGUCCUCAAGUACAACCGCAAACCUGCCGAAACCAACCUAAGGAUCAACUGCAACAAGGUGAUGGACAUGGUGAAGGACCAGCACCCCUGGUUUGGCAUGGAGCAGGAGUACACCAUCCUGGGCACGGAUGGACACCCGUUCGGCUGGCCAUCCAACGGAUUCCCCGGGCCGCAGGGUCCGUAUUACUGUGGUGUUGGGGCGGACAAGGCCUACGGCCGGGACAUCGUGGAGGCUCAUUACAGAGCCUGUCUGUACGCCGGAGUCAAGAUCUGCGGCACCAACGCUGAAGUGAUGCCAGCUCAGUGGGAGUUCCAGGUUGGCCCGUGCGAGGGGAUCGAGAUGGGCGACCAUCUGUGGGCGGCGCGUUUCAUCCUGCACCGCGUCUGUGAGGAUUUCGGCGUGGUGGCGUCCUUCGACCCCAAGCCGAUCCCCGGGAACUGGAACGGCGCCGGCUGCCACACCAACUUCAGCACCAAGGAGAUGAGGGAAGACGGCGGUUUGAAAGCCAUUGAGGAUAGCAUCGAGAAGCUGGCCAAGAGGCACCGCUAUCACAUUCGUGCCUACGACCCUAAAGGGGGCCUGGAUAACGCCCGCCGCCUCACCGGCCACCACGAAACCUCAAACAUCAACGAGUUCUCGGCCGGCGUGGCAAACCGCGGCGCCAGCAUCCGCAUUCCCCGCAGCGUGGGCCAAGACAAGAAAGGCUACUUCGAAGACCGCCGCCCGUCGGCCAACUGCGACCCGUACGCCGUGACCGAGGCGCUGAUACGCACCUGUUUGCUGAGCGAGGAGGGCGACGAACCCACGGAAUACUGAACACUCAUGGACUGACUCCCGCCGCCCUCCCAACGCCGUCGUCUCAAACUAGAACUGUGUUUUUCUUUCUUUUCUUUUAUUUUCUGCUUUCCCGCUGAUUUUAAUCUGCAUUUUUAAUGGCUUCAAGUUGACUGGUCAACUUAGUAUCGUGACAGGGUGGCGCCCCCUCCCCUCCAUCCCCCAUCCCCCCGGUGUGAGCUGGUCAUGUGCAGGGUACGUCCUUCCCCUCGUCUUUAGAAGGGACGGGCUUUUGUAACACUGUUUUCUAGCCCCUGUCAUAUCAUUCCCCCUGUCCUCGUUGGUGACUAAACUGAACUAAAAGCACACGGACACUGCAGAUUAGAGCUGCCGAGGCUGGAGAGCGACGCGUACCUAAUCUUAAUCUAGUUCAUGUACUGUUAAAAUAUGUCGACCUGCCUUUUCUCAGCUGUCCAGUCUUCAAUGUUACUAACUGUAUUUUCUGACGUGUAUAUUUGGAAAUGGCGAUGUUUGGUGUCACUCGGGGUCGUGACCUGUUGGGCCGCGCUCUGUCUGUACCCACUUGUAACUUCUUCACAUGUUGUGGAUUUGUCCAUAAUGCCAUUUGUAGAUUUCCUCAAGGAGUUUUAUCCUUUUGUUAACUGAGAUAUAUUGUAAAUCACCUGAUUUGUAAAACAUCAUGUUUACCAGACUUGGUGUUUUUUAUUGAUACAUUUAAAACUUUUAUUUUUAUCACAA
Salarias fasciatus (jewelled blenny) is the source of this 1987-nucleotide messenger RNA. RefSeq names its product glutamine synthetase. NCBI's taxonomy places the organism in Eukaryota, Metazoa, Chordata, Actinopteri, Blenniiformes, Blenniidae. The record is from RefSeq and is a predicted model, not a curated record. The transcript has 7 exons. Gene Ontology annotation, cellular component: cytoplasm. Gene Ontology annotation, molecular function: glutamine synthetase activity. Bases 155 to 1270 code for a protein of 371 amino acids.